GCUUCUUCUCUUGUAAAGCCAUCAAAUUAUACCACGAGGAGUUCCCUCUCAAACCAUUGGCAGAAGCUUGAAAUCAACGAUAACCCCUGACAGACUCUUACCUCUCUAUCUUUCUUCAACAGUUUGUUAAUGACCCCAUUAUGGCGCCAAUUUACAAGAUUGCUGUCAUACAACUCUAUCCCAAACCCCUGGCCAUAGAAGCCAACCACGCGAAAGCCGUAUCCUAUAUACGUGGUGCAGCCUCUCAAGAUUGCCAUCUCGCUGUCCUCCCAGAAUACCACCUCACGAACUGGCUCCCCGAUGACCCAAAAUUUGCCUCGCUUUGUGCCCAAUACCAAACAUACCUCGACGCCUACUGCGUCCUCGCCGCCGAGCUCAACAUCUGCAUCGUCCCGGGCACCAUCGUCGAAAAGCAUGGCUCUUCCCUCUUGAACAUAGCAACCUUCAUCUCCAACGAUGGCACCAUCCUCGGGCAAUACCAAAAGAAAAACCUCUGGCACCCUGAACGGCCUCACCUGACCUCGUCCCUCCACGACCCGCAUGUGGCAUUUGACACCCCGUUAGGCAAAGUCGGAAUGCUGAUCUGCUGGGACCUCGCCUUCCCCGAAGCAUUCCGCCAACUGAUAGCCGGGGGCGCGAAGAUGAUCAUCAUUCCGACGUUUUGGAAUCUGAGCGAUUGUACCCCGGCAGGCCUUGCGCAUAACCCGCUGUCCGAGAAGCUGUUUUUGGAGAGUACGCUGGUGGCGAGAACUUUUGAGAACACGUGUAUGGUUGUUUUUGCCAAUACUGGGGGGCCGAGGGGCAAGGCGACGAAGGGUGCGUAUGCGGGGCUGAGUCAGGUGGCGGUUCCGUUUAAGGGGGCAUUGGGGAAGAUGGGCGAGGAGGAGGGGAUGAGUCUUGUGGAGGUUGAUAUGCAGAUUUUGGAGGAUGCGGAGGAGAAUUAUAAGGUAAGAGAGGAUCUGGGGAAGGAGGGAUGGCAUUAUGACUAUUCUUUGACGAGGACUGCGAAAGGAGAGGGGAAGAGUAAGUUAUAGUUGAAGUAUUAAGUUGCCUCGAACUUUCAGGGGUGCGUGUAUUGGAAUUAUGUUGAGUAGAAUGAUUCAAGCACGAGUUAUACAUUCUG
Messenger RNA from Hyaloscypha bicolor E, 1123 nucleotides. Its product is annotated as putative hydrolase, carbon-nitrogen family. Bases 141 to 1034 code for a protein of 297 amino acids. Lineage: Eukaryota; Fungi; Ascomycota; Leotiomycetes; Helotiales; Hyaloscyphaceae. The transcript has 3 exons. The record is from RefSeq and is a predicted model, not a curated record. Gene Ontology annotation, molecular function: hydrolase activity, acting on carbon-nitrogen (but not peptide) bonds, in linear amides.